AUGAAGAAUAUUAGAGAUAAUUCCAAAAGUAUUGAACAACCAACCACAUCUUCAUUAUCAUCUGCAUAUAGUACAAUAAAUAUUGAUAGUGAAAUAUAUGAUAAUUUGAAUGACCUUUAUUUUGACAAAAUGGCAGUAGAAGUAGCUAAGGCAUAUGCUAAUUCAAUAUCACAAUUAAUAUAA
This is a messenger RNA of Scutellospora calospora, 183 nucleotides long. Lineage: Eukaryota; Fungi; Glomeromycota; Glomeromycetes; Diversisporales; Gigasporaceae. The record is from the annotation of a GenBank genome assembly.